AUGGGCGAGAAAGUUGAUAACGUCAUUCAUAGAACCAUUCAGAAAUCAUCGAACUUAUCUUCGGUAUGGCGUCGAGGGGAGGCUAGUAAAACCACCACACUGUCGGCAAAUUCCAAUAAUAACCAUAUGGGACGCAGUAACUCUACUUUGGACGGUCUACAUAAUGCAAAUGGAUUCUAUCAAGGAAAUGGAGCUUCAAGAUCAGAAACAAUGUCUUUCCAAAAUGCAAAUUAUUUUGGCAAACAAAAUUACGAUGAUGGAUCCGAUUCAGACGGGUCGCCCAACAACGGUAAAUGUAACGGUAUCAAUGAAAGGAGGGAAAAUCGUGAAAUUUAUGUUCGGGGCGUCAAUUCGCAGUGGAAUAAAAACAAAAACAAUAACGGGAAAGAUUCUGGAGAAAAAAUUCAUGAAACAAUGUCCCAUGUGCCAACGAGCGAAAAGCAGGAUGCAGAAGGUCGCAAUAAUCCGUUAAUAAUAGUCGAAAUGAUCGCAAAUAAAUUAGAUCGUAAGCGUGUUGCAGAAUUUCUUAACCGUCAUAUCGAAAGUAGAAAUCCUACUACUUAUAAAUGUUACUUGGAAGAUGUAAAAGCGUAUGGUUUUGAUCAUAUCAUUCUCAUCGGGGAUUGUCACACUGGAAUUCUUUUUCUGGAUUGCUACGGUCGUGUUUUCGAAUGGGAAGACUCAAUGGGUGUUUUAUGGUCGCUUGGAGAUUAUUUGAGUAUGGCGGAAAAGGAAUCUCUGACUAGACGUGUAAUAUGGAGUGUAGAGUAUGAUGGAACUGUUGCAGAAUUUGACCCUAUGGAUGAUUUACAAAAUGAACUAACCUCUGACAAACCUGCCACAAAAACGACGGAUGUUCACCCUGUUGCAAAGAAGAAAAAGAAUUCGAAAAAAAAGAACUCAAAAAAGAAACAUCAUUGA
This is a messenger RNA of Funneliformis mosseae, 921 nucleotides long. The record is from the annotation of a GenBank genome assembly. Lineage: Eukaryota; Fungi; Glomeromycota; Glomeromycetes; Glomerales; Glomeraceae.